This is a messenger RNA of Paramisgurnus dabryanus, 2843 nucleotides long. NCBI's taxonomy places the organism in Eukaryota, Metazoa, Chordata, Actinopteri, Cypriniformes, Cobitidae. The record is from RefSeq and is a predicted model, not a curated record.
CGUUGCAUAGCGCUCUUGGUGAGGCUGUACAGAGCGACUGGAAAUGAAGAGUUGGCAGCCGUUUAUAAGCCAUGGACAGUCUGCCUUUAUAUACAGCCGGGUGAAUCCUUGCGGAAUCUUGGGAUUGCUAUGAAGGCGGGGGCUUCGUCCAUGUGGGCAUCAUGUUGUGGUCUACUGAAUGAGGUGAUGGGGACCGGGGCAGUCAGAGGGCAGCAGCCAGGAUUUGGAGCAGGUGCGGGGCCGUUUCGUUUUGCUCCCACUGCAGGAUACUCCACUUACCCCCCAACUAACUCGAGCAGCACCAGUUUGCUCUGUCAGGCGUGUGGACAAGCCUUUUCUGUCUUUAGAAGAAGGCACAUCUGUUGUGACUGUAAGAAGAGUUUCUGUUCGCUGUGCUGUGUACUUCAGGAAAACUUGCGCAGGUGUACAACUUGUCAUCUGCUAAAAGCCACUGCAUUUCGACGGCCUCAACUCAUGCGUCUGCGCGUUAAAGAUUUGAGGCAGUAUCUUACACUACGCAACAUUAACACUGACACCUGCAGGGAGAAGGAAGACCUUGUGGACUUGGUGCUUUGUCACCAAGGUGCAGAGAGUGAAGAUGAUCCAGACACGCCCUCUCUUCAGUCACGGCCCUUUUAUAGCCCGCCUCCUUCAACUGAAGAGCCCACUUCCCCUCUCUCAGCACUUUCACCCACUCAUGGAGAACCAAUCAGUAGAAGCAACAGCUCAGAGUCCAUAAAUCAGGAUAUUGAGGACUCCACUUCAGUGUCACUCCUCAACCUUGACCAUACAGAACACACACCAGAGGUGAGUCCUCAGACUCGUCGACGGGCUCGAGCCUCUCUGUCGGAUCUGUCUUGUGUUGAUGACGUGGAGCAGCUGACCGUACGCCAGCUGAAGGAGAUCCUGGUCAGGAACUUUGUGAGCUUCUCUGGCUGCUGUGAAAAGUGGGAACUGGUAGAGCGAGUCAGGAGGCUUUACCGGGAAAACGAAGAGAAUCGCAAAUCAAUGGAGAAUGUGAACAACCCUAUCACCGCAGUGGUAGCUUAUCCCCCUCCUAUCUACAAUGGCGGGAUCGGAGAUGGUUGCAAGACCCAGUUAUCCAGCGAUGACAACCUGUGUCGUAUCUGCAUGGAUGCUGUGAUUGACUGUGUGCUGCUGGAGUGCGGUCACAUGGUCACCUGCACAAAAUGUGGGAAACGCAUGAGCGAAUGCCCUAUAUGCAGACAGUACGUCAUCAGGGCUGUGCACGUUUUCAAGUCCUAAAACUGCUGGAGGAAUCCACUUUAGUCCAAUAAAACAAUACGCCCCACCUGCAGACUGCUUUGAAUUACGUACCCUUGCUGGACACUGCCCCGACAAGUGCCCAUCCCGAUCAAUGAAAGUCAUAAGACGUUCUCCGCUUCGUGAGGUUUCAUGAAUAUGACUUUGACCUCGAUGAACACAGACAGUGGUCCACAGUGGCUUUUUCAUGCACAAACAUUCCACAAGCUCUUCAAAGUGGCUCUGUAAUAAUAUGCAAUUGUUCAGCGACACCUCACAGCCUUGACUCGAUGUCUCGCAGCUUUAAGACAUACACAUGCUGCUCAUCUGUCUCACGAGAGCACUUUGAGGAGGGCAAAAAUCAAGCAUUAUCAAAUCAAGUGUGUUUAUGCAUCACACAUGGACAAUACACCAUUUCUCAGGAUGUAAGGAACUGAAUGUUCUCAAUGUAAACGUGCUAUUGUUUCCUGCUUGUGUUAGGAAGUGUUUCUGGAUUCUCAAAAAAUGUCAUGAACCCCAUAAUAACAAAGUGUGACCCUGUUUAUAGCACUUCACCCUCUUUGCAUUCCAAAUUUUGAACCUAUUGGCUCAUGUCUCCAUCUACGCUUAUCUCUGCCUGACUGAAAACAGUUGGUCAGGUGACUUCUGCUGAGCACUUUUACAGUACGUGACUUGAAAACCAGCACACCCACCAGACCCCAACCAAACUAAUGUUGAUAAAUCACUUAUGUGUGACAUCAUCACUGUCAAUAUCGUAAUUCUCAGGCAGUGUGCGACGUGCACUAGUUUCUCUGUGUGGAUUAAGGUAAAGUGAAAUAAUAGCACUAACAUAACAUCUGUUCAUUCACUAUAACCCAAAAUUAUGCACUUGUGUAAGAGAAGAGGUGUGGUUUAGGUGCCAAAUGAAGUGCUUGAGUGUCUGUGAUUCCAAUGUGCUGUAGUUUUUCCCAUUGUAUUAGUGUGUGAAUGUGUAAGGUUUUUUUUGUAGCUCUUGUUUGCACUGAACUUGAGGAAAAAUGAAUCAGUAAAACUUAAUACAAAUUCAUUUAAAAAUAUGAUAACAUUGACAUCAAAACAUUCCCUAAUGCUUACAGCCUCUACACUCAAACAUGGACAAACCCAGCAAUUGGGUUAAAUAAACCCAGAAAAUGUUUAUACUUGACCCAACAAUGGGUUAAAACAACCCAAAUUACCACCUAGAUGGCAAUACACCCAUGGCGGAGCUGCUGACUUCAGAGCUGAUCUGCCCCGGAAUCUAUUGCUAUCUGGGAAGAAUUAUAAGGAGUGUAUUGCUGUGUGACGACUUGGUUUACUUUAUAAAUAUAUAAUUUGCAUUUUAAUGAAUAUUCAGAUUUAUUACACCUUUAACAUUUUGUGUAUGACAUUUUUCUUGUUUGCCAAUUAAGAUGCAUUUAUUUUUCUUAACAAAAUAUCUUCAUUUCCUUUGGUUGGUUGCUCAGCUACUUUAAUAUAGAAUUAAAAACUUGGAUUAAAAAUUGUGUUUUAACUUACCCUUGUGGUCCUUAAAUAAAAAUGCAACAAAAUAAUGUACCUUAAAUAUAAACAUUAUUUCCCACUGA